ACACUGGACUCGCUGGGCAACCCGUCCGCCUACCGGCGGGUCACCGAGACCCGCUCGAGCUUCAGCCGCGUUGGCGGCACCCCGUCCAGCGGCUUCCGCUCGCAGUCAUGGUCCCGCGGCUCGCCGAGCACCGUGUCCUCCUCCUACAAGCGCAGCGCGCUUGCCCCGCGCCUCACCUACAGCUCGGCCAUGCUCAGCUCCGCCGAGAGCAGCCUCGACUUCAGCCAGUCCUCGUCCCUGCUCAACGGCGGCGCCGGGCCGGGCGGCGACUACAAGCUGUCUCGCUCCAACGAGAAAGAGCAGUUGCAGGGGCUGAACGACCGCUUCGCGGGCUACAUCGAGAAGGUGCACUACCUGGAGCAGCAGAACAAGGAGAUCGAGGUAGAGAUCCAGGCGCUGCGGCAGAAGCAGGCCUCGCACGCCCAGCUGGGCGACGCGUACGACCAGGAGAUCCGCGAGCUGCGCGCCACACUCGAGCUAGUGAACCACGAGAAGGCUCAGGUACAGCUGGACUCGGACCACCUGGAGGAGGACAUCCACCGACUUAAGGAGCGCUUCGAGGAGGAGGCACGGCUGCGCGACGACACCGAGGCGGCCAUCCGCGCGCUGCGCAAAGACAUCGAGGAGGCGUCGCUGGUCAAGGUGGAGCUGGACAAGAAGGUGCAGUCGCUGCAGGAUGAGGUGGCCUUCCUGCGGAGCAAUCACGAGGAGGAGGUGGCCGACCUGCUGGCCCAGAUCCAGGCGUCGCACAUCACGGUGGAGCGCAAAGAUUACCUGAAGACAGAUAUCUCGUCGGCGCUGAAGGAGAUCCGCUCCCAGCUCGAGUGCCACUCCGACCAGAACAUGCACCAGGCCGAAGAGUGGUUUAAGUGCCGCUACGCCAAGCUCACCGAGGCGGCCGAGCAGAACAAGGAGGCCAUCCGCUCCGCCAAGGAAGAGAUCGCCGAGUACCGGCGCCAGCUGCAGUCCAAGAGCAUCGAGCUCGAGUCAGUCCGCGGCACCAAGGAGUCCCUGGAGCGGCAGCUCAGCGACAUCGAGGAGCGCCACAACCACGACCUCAGCAGCUACCAGGACACCAUCCAGCAGUUGGAAAACGAGCUUCGGGGCACAAAGUGGGAAAUGGCUCGUCACUUGCGAGAAUACCAGGAUCUCCUCAACGUCAAGAUGGCUCUAGACAUCGAGAUCGCUGCGUACAGGAAACUCCUGGAGGGUGAAGAGACCAGAUUCAGCACCUUUGCAGGAAGCAUCACUGGGCCACUGUAUACACACCGACAGCCUCCCAUCACAAUAUCCAAGAUUCAGAAAACCAAGGUAGAGGCUCCCAAGCUAAAGGUCCAACACAAAUUUGUCGAGGAGAUCAUCGAGGAAACCAAAGUGGAAGAUGAGAAAUCUGAAAUGGAAGAAGCCCUGACGGCCAUUGCAGAGGAACUGGCAGUUUCCACGAAGGAAGAGGUCAAGGAGGAAGAGGCGGAAGAAAAGGAAGAGGAACGAGAAGCCGAAGAAGAAGAGGUAGCUGCCAAAAAGUCUCCGGUGAAAGCUGCUGCCCCUGAACUUGCAGGAGAGGAGGCAGGAGAAAAGGAGGAGGAGGAGGAAGGCCGAGAGGAAGAGGAGGAAGAGGAAGAGGAGGGAGCGAAAUCAGACCAAGCCGAGGAAGGAGGAUCUGAGAAGGAAGUCUCUAGUGAAAAAGAGGAAGGUGAGCAGGAAGAGGAAGGAGAAACAGAGGCUGAAGGUGAAGCAGGGGAAGCAGAAGCCAAGGAGGAAAAGAAAGUGGAGGAAAAGGGUGAAGAAGCGGCUCCCAAGGAGGAGCUGGCGGCAGAAGCCAAGGUGGAGAAGGUGGAGAAGGUGGAGAAGGCGGAGAAGGUGGAGAAGGUGGAGAAGGCGGAGAAGGCCAAGUCCCCUGCACCCAAAUCGCCUGUGGAAGAGGCGAAGCCCAAAGCCGAAGCUGUAGCCGCGAAAGGAGAGCAGAAAGAGGAGGAAGAGAAAGUGGAGGAAGGAAAGAAAGAAGCGGCCAAGGAAGCCCCCAAGGAAGAGAAGGUGGAGAAAAAGGAGGAGAAGCCCAAAGAAGCGCCAGAGAAGAAGAAGGCUGAAUCCCCGGUGAAGGAGAAAGUCGCGGAGGAGGCGGUGGCCAAGCCCGUAAAGGUGAGCCCGGAGAAGGAGGCCAAAGAGGAGGCGAAGCCACAGCAGCAGGAGAAAGAGAAGGAGAAGGAGAAAGCGGAAGAGGAGGGAGGGAAGGAGGAGGCAGGCGGUGAUCAGGCUUCAAAGGAAGCCAGGAAGGAAGACAUCGCGGUCAAUGGGGAGGUGGAAGGAAAGGCCGAGAAAGGGCAGGAAACCAAGGAGAAGGGCAGCGGGGGGGAAGAGGAGAAAGGCGUCGUCACCAACGGGCUAGACCUGAGCCCGGCAGAUGAAAAGAAGGGGGGUGAUAGAGGUGAGGAUAAAGUGGUGGUGACCAAAAAGGUAGAAAAAAUCACCAGUGAGGGGGUAGAUGGUGCUACCAAAUACAUCACCAAAUCUGUAACCGUCACUCAAAAGGUCGAAGAGCAUGAAGAGACCUUUGAGGAGAAGUUAGUGUCCACUAAAAAGGUAGAGAAGGUCACUUCCCACGCCAUAGUAAAGGAAGUCACCCAGAGUGACUAAUAUUUGAGUCCAUCGCAAAUGGUAAAGCCAUAUGACAAUUUCAAAAUGCAUGUGAUUGACAGCUUCAAAACAGAACGGGUUCUCCCAUGGGGGCUCCAGACAUUGUAUUUUACUUUGUGCAAUAGGAGGGACCUGCAUGCGAGCUCAGGGUGCCCCCUUCUCAGUCUUUAGGUGAUUCAGAUGCAUGAUACUGUUUGUACCUGGGGAACUGGCCGAUUUCCUAAGCUCUUGGAAGAGGGGGGCACUUGGGGGGGGAAAUGUCUUGAGAUGUAUUAUGCAAAGAACCAACUGAGCCAAAAAUAAUAAAUGAAACAGAACUCUCUUAGCCUUAAGAAAGCUACAUAUGAAUAAUUAUGUUUACCUCACUGGUGCAUUUAAAAAGGACUUUUGUUCAUGGGAGAACCUCGUUGACAUGCACAGUUUGCAAAUUUUCGUUGACUGAUGUUAAACGUCACAGCAGUAUUUGCUCAAUAAAGGUCAUAUUGGAAACAUA
Molecule: messenger RNA, 3127 nt
Organism: Vicugna pacos (alpaca)
Lineage: Eukaryota; Metazoa; Chordata; Mammalia; Artiodactyla; Camelidae
Gene: NEFM
Product: neurofilament medium chain
Biological process (GO): neurofilament bundle assembly; axon development
Cellular component (GO): neurofilament; cytoplasm; axon
Molecular function (GO): structural constituent of postsynaptic intermediate filament cytoskeleton
Source: RefSeq, a predicted model, not a curated record